This is a messenger RNA of Neomonachus schauinslandi (Hawaiian monk seal), 498 nucleotides long. RefSeq lists its product as uncharacterized. The record is from RefSeq and is a predicted model, not a curated record. Bases 1 to 483 code for a protein of 160 amino acids. The transcript has 2 exons. NCBI's taxonomy places the organism in Eukaryota, Metazoa, Chordata, Mammalia, Carnivora, Phocidae.
AUGAGCAAGCGGAACCAGGUUUCGUACGUGCGGCCAGCUGAACCAACGUUCCUGGCUCGCUUCAAGGAACAGGUUGGCUACAGGGAAGGGCCUACGGUGGAAACCAAGAGAAUCCAGCCUCAGCUCCCAGAUGAAGAUGGUGACCCCAGUGACAAAGAAGAUGAACAGCCCCAAGUGGUGGUUUUAAAAAAGGGAGACCUGGGGCACCUGGACCUGUCAGUUGAAGAAGUCAUGAAAAUUAAAGCAGAAAUAAAGGCUGCCAAAGCAGAUGAAGAACCGGCUAUACUUGAUGGAAGAAUCAUGUAUGGAAAACCAGUCAAACGUUCCUUGGAUGAAAAAUAUUCAGGUUUAACAGCAAGCUUAAGAAAGAGGAAGGCAAAUGAAGAUGAAAUAAAUAAGCAGGACUCAGUUAAAAAGAACUCACAAAAGCAAAUCAAAAACAGUUGCCUCCUUUCUUUUGACAAUGAAGAUGAAACUGAGUAAGUGUAAAUAUUUUGG